Messenger RNA from Zymoseptoria tritici IPO323, 815 nucleotides. RefSeq lists its product as uncharacterized. NCBI's taxonomy places the organism in Eukaryota, Fungi, Ascomycota, Dothideomycetes, Mycosphaerellales, Mycosphaerellaceae. The record is from RefSeq and is a predicted model, not a curated record. The transcript has 2 exons. Bases 93 to 815 code for a protein of 240 amino acids.
GCUUCUUGGUCCGACGAAGCUGCUCCUUGCCGAUCUCACGCCACACUACCCAUAUCACUGGAAAUUCUAUCAAAAAAUCCUUCGCCACAAAAAUGGCCUCGAAUUCAGGGAGAGGCUUCCUCCCAAUAGGCAGUCCCGCAAGCGAUACAUCAACAUCACCAGACUCACGGCGUGUCCAACUUCAAGGCAUAGUCUUCGACAUGGACGGCACCCUCUGCCUCCCGCAAAAUCACAUGUUCAGCCAAAUGCGUUCCGCUCUCUCCAUUCCCAAAUCCGUCGACAUCAUCGAACACAUCAACUCCCUUCCCCAAUCCGACCAACCCGCAGCUUGGAAGAAAAUCAAAGACAUCGAAUCCGUGGCCAUGCGCGAACAAGAAGCUCAACCGGGUUUGGUCACAUUACUCGCAUUCCUGGCGGAGGAGAAAGUGAAGAUGGCGAUUUGUACGCGAAAUUUCGAGGAUCCGGUGCGGCAUUUCUUGGAGAAUUUCGUGGAGGGCAAGGUGCAGGGAGGGCAGGGGAAGGUGUUUGAUCCGGUUGUGACGAGGGAUUUCACGCCGGCGAAACCGCAUCCGGCGGGGAUAUGGGAGUGUGCGAGGGUGUGGGAUGUGCGGGAGAGGAAGUUGCCGAUGAUGAUGGUGGGUGAUAGUGUGGAUGAUAUGGCUUCGGGCAGGGCGGCGGGAUGUGUGACUGUGCUGUUGAAGAGUGAAGGUAAAGAGGAUCUGGAAGUGGAUGGGAGGACAGAUCUGGUGGUAGGACGACUGGACGAGCUGAUAGAGAUUUUGAAGAAGGGUUUGUGGGUUGAUGAGAAGAAGUGA